GAUAAAAUGACAGACAAAUAAAGUGAAACUCAGCAGAGCUCAGCAGCGUUAUAUCCACUUCACCGGGUCCAGUUUUACUCUGAUAUCUUCACUGGUCUCGUGAAAAUACGCGCAAGAAAGUGUUUCAUGGGUUUGCAUCUGAAAAUUUAAAGAGCGUUAGGUUUGUGGAUCAACAAUCACACACAGAAUGGUGCGUGUGGGUGUCAUAGUGUUAUUAUGUGUGUGUCUGAAUGCGUGUGGCGCUCUGAUUUGUCCUGAUGGAGGGAUGUGUGAAGAUGGAAACACCUGCUGUCAAACACCAUCAGGAGGAUACGGCUGCUGCCCGCUACCCAACGCAGAGUGCUGCUCCGAUCACUUGCACUGCUGUUAUCAGGGCACUCUGUGCGACUUGGUACACUCCAAGUGUGUGAACAAGACACACAUUUUAGACUGGGUGGAAAAAGUCGCCACAAAGCAGCAAGCAGUAAUUUGUCCAGAUCAGGAGUCUGAGUGUCCCGAUGACACCACCUGCUGCCAGAUGCCUGAUGGGAGCUGGGGCUGCUGUCCUAUGAAAGAUGCUGUGUGCUGUGAAGAUAAGCGACACUGCUGUCCUCAGGGAACUAAAUGUGAUCUUGAGCAUUCAAGGUGUGUGUCGGCAACAUACGGACCCUCCCCACUCUGGAGGAAGUUUGCUGCCCGUCGCAGGAAACCAUCAGAGAGGAAAGCAGUUGCUCCACCUAAAGACUCCAGUCAUAUUAGAGAUGUGAUCUGUCCAGAUGAGAUUUCUACAUGUCCGGAUGAUACAACGUGCUGUGAACUGGAUACCGGAAGUUACGGAUGCUGCCCAAUGCCAAAGGCUGUGUGUUGUUCUGAUCAUGUGCACUGCUGCCCAGAGGCCACGACUUGUGACCUUGUCCAUAGUAUGUGUGUGUCAGCCAGUGGUGUCAUGGUAAAAAUGGCCACUAAGAUCCCAGCCACUUCCCUGAAGCCUAAAGAAAAAGUAGUUCCCUGUAAUGAGACGGUAGCGUGUGCUAGCGGUACCACCUGCUGUAAAACACAAGAAGGCACCUGGGCUUGCUGCCCUUUACCAAAGGCGGUGUGUUGUGAGGACCAUAUCCACUGCUGUCCAGAGGACACGGUGUGUGACCUCGCAGCGAGCACCUGUGAUGACCCUGCUGACCUUUCAGUGUCUGUACCCUGGAUGGCAAAGGUGCCCACCUUUCCAAUAGCUUCAUCCAAUCAGAAAUGUGAUGAGACAUCUUCGUGUCCUGAUGGUUCCACCUGCUGCAGACUCUCAUCUGGAAAAUGGGGCUGCUGCCCUCUGCCACAAGCGGUGUGUUGUAAGGAUGGAGAUCACUGCUGUCCUAACGGCUACACAUGCAAUGAGAAGAAAACGUCCUGCUCUAAAGCCUACCAUGAGAUCCCCUGGUUCACAAAACAAGAGGCCAGGGUCCUGAAGGGGUCCGAGGUACUGUUUGGAGAUGAAGAUGUGAAGUGCGACUCGACGACUAGCUGUGCAUCUGGUUCUACCUGUUGUAAAUUACCCACAGGGCAGUGGGGCUGUUGCCCUCUUGUCCAGGCGGUGUGUUGUGAGGAUCACGAGCACUGCUGUCCACAGGGCUACACCUGCGACCUCGAGUUUGGAACCUGUGUAAAAGCGUCCAGUUUGCACAGUGUUCUUCUGACACGAUUACAGACACACACUGACACACGUUCAGAAGAGGAGGUGCUGUGUGACGCGUCCACACGCUGCUCAAAGACACAGAGCUGCUGUAGACUAUCAGACUCCUCAUGGGCCUGCUGUCCAUAUAAAGAGGCAGUCUGCUGUGAAGACAUGAAGCACUGUUGCCCUGUGGGAUACAAAUGUGACCCAGAAGUCCAAGGCUGCACUAAAGCCUCCACAUCCAUGUGGUGGGAAAAUGCUCUUUAAAUGAAGAACCACAGACUGACACUGAACCACAUGCCCAUAACACAAAUAUACAUACACACACACUCGAGCGCUCCGACUCGCUACAUGUUGCAUAAAGCGUUGUUUUUAAGAUGCCCUCUUCAGACAAGGGACUAUACAUCUAGCUUUUUUUUUAAUGUCUAGUAUUUUUCUGGAAUAAAAAUGUGCUGAACCUUAUAUUUAGGCAGGAUACACUGAGAGACUUUAGAACUGAUGAUUGUGUGAUUUUUAGCAGAAAUGUAAUUUGCCCAAAACAUCAAAGUGAUAAUUAGAGGCUAAAUGACACAUUAUAAUAUCAUAAAUGUUAUUAGGAUGUGGAUUUGAUGUUUUGAAUUACAUUACCAUGAUUAUAAUGACAUGCACAAACCGUAAGUGAGAAAAGCUACUGAGAUUCAAAACUGAAUGUAUCACCAGUGGACUAAACCUACCACUGAACCACAAAAGAAACUUGUGAACUUUUAUUUCAUUUUGUUUUUUCAUAUUCUAAACCUGAUUGGGAAAAUGAAUUAAUGGGUGACGUCAACCUUUUAACCCUAUAAUUUACUUAGAGGCUGUUGCAUGUAGGGUUAAUUCAACUUUGUUUGCUUUUUCCAUUGCUUUUUU
Sinocyclocheilus rhinocerous is the source of this 2530-nucleotide messenger RNA. RefSeq names its product granulins-like. The record is from RefSeq and is a predicted model, not a curated record. Gene Ontology annotation, cellular component: extracellular region. Bases 188 to 1909 code for a protein of 573 amino acids. Lineage: Eukaryota; Metazoa; Chordata; Actinopteri; Cypriniformes; Cyprinidae. The transcript is spliced from 14 exons.